This is a messenger RNA of Closterium sp. Naga37s-1, 913 nucleotides long. NCBI's taxonomy places the organism in Eukaryota, Viridiplantae, Streptophyta, Zygnematophyceae, Desmidiales, Closteriaceae. The record is from the annotation of a GenBank genome assembly.
CGAGCAGGCGGACUACGAGCUAGUGCGCAAGGUGGGGCGCGGCAAGUACAGCGAGGUUUUCGAGGCGCGCACCGUGCGCGGCGGGCAGCGGUGCAUCGUUAAAGUGCUCAAGCCCGUGCGGCGGAAGAAGAUCAAGCGCGAGAUCAAGGUGCUGCAGAACCUGGCGGGCGGGCCCAACAUCAUCUCGCUGCUGGACGUGGUGCGCGACCCCGUCACUCGCACGCCCUCGCUGGUGUUUGACCUCGUUGACUCGCUUGACUGGAAGCUGCUCUACCCCUCGCUCACCGACCACGAUGUCCGCUACUACCUCUACCAGCUGCUCCUGGCUCUGGACUAUGCGCAUUCACAGGGCAUCAUGCAUCGCGAUGUGAAGCCGCACAAUGUGAUGAUCGACCACCAGCGCCGCCAGCUGCGCCUCAUAGACUGGGGCCUCGCGGAGUUCUACCACCCGGGCACGGCCUACAACGUGCGCGUCGCCUCCCGGUACUUCAAGGGCCCAGAGCUACUGGUGGAUCUGGAGGAGUACGACUACUCGCUUGACAUGUGGAGCUUCGGAUGCAUGGUCGCCGGGAUGGUGUUUCGGCGAGAGCCCUUCUUCUGUGGGUGGGACAAUGCGGACCAGCUCGUGAAGAUAGCUCAGGUGUUGGGCACGGACAGCCUGUUUGACUAUGUGAAGCGCUACAACAUCAAGCUGGACCCACACCUGCAACUCCUGCUCUCCAGGCGACCGCGCAAGCCAUGGUCGCGGUUCAUCACGUGUGACAACCACCACCUCGUGUCCGCUCAGGCGGUGGAUCUGAUAGACAAGCUUCUGCGCUACGACCACCGCACACGCCUCACUGCCCAGGAGGCCAUGGCGCACCCGUUUUUCGACCCUGUGGCGCCUGGAAGGGGCGGAGAUGCAUCAGGGUGA